This is a messenger RNA of Drosophila willistoni, 1900 nucleotides long. RefSeq lists its product as uncharacterized. Lineage: Eukaryota; Metazoa; Arthropoda; Insecta; Diptera; Drosophilidae. The record is from RefSeq and is a predicted model, not a curated record. The transcript has a single exon. Bases 31 to 1758 code for a protein of 575 amino acids.
GGUUUUCCUCUCUCUAAAAAAGAUCAAACCAUGUCACAAGCAGCUUUAGGAACGGAUUUAACUUAUACACCCGGAGACUUUACUGAACCGGCCUUCCGUUUGCCCUCACAUCAGCAAUUACUUGACCAGAAGCUGCAUACGGAUCAUGGCCUAGAGCCACCGCAAUUGCCAUUGAAUCGCCUCUACUUGUCGGACGAUAAAGAUAGAAGCAAGCCAACCAUUAAUAGCUCACAGUUUCCCUCACUGGCCACUGCCCAGGCUCGAUAUACAUCCACGGAUUUUGAUCCGGGCAAAGAUUUAAUAUCUCUGCCACUUGUUGGCACAGCAAACAAUCCGGAAUCGUCGUAUCCACCGCCACCGGAUUUGUUAAAGAAAAUGCCGCUGCAUUCCAUAACCGAGAAGCCCAAUGAGCGAUGCCCAUCGCCUGUGGUGCCCGCCUAUGCCAACUUCGAGCUGGCCAAGCGGAUGCAUCAGGAUAAUCUGGAUCAUCAGCCGUUGCCCGAUUGUGUGGCCGAUUUGGCAUUUCGUCGUGCCCAAAUAAGUGGCGGCCAUGCUGGACUUGCUCUCGACAUUGAUCCCAUUGCCACGGGCGUGGGCGUAAAGACUCAUAAUGCCGGGCCGACGCACUGCACCAAGAUGAAAGUGUAUCGUCCAAAGACGGGCGGUGGCAUUGUGCCACAGGCUCUGGGCGGAGGCGGUGGCGAUGCCUAUGGAUCAUCUGGUUUUCGUGGUACUGGUUCAGCGCCCUCAAAGAAAAUGGGCGCCAUGGAUUUGGCCAUCUGUUGGGACUUUAAGCCUGCCAAUCCGGGCGAUGAGCCGCAAUUGGCCAGACAUAUUGAUGGUUCCAACGAUUCGGCGGGCCCGGCUGUCUUCACGUGUGUCAAGACGCCAAGAGAGGAGCAAUCAGCCCAGGGUCGUGGCCGUUCGGCUGGAGUAUUCACCAACACAUUGGGCGAAACGGAUUUCUUUGACAAGGACAUUUUGCGACGUAAAACCGACUUUGGAGGUCGUACCAUCGAUCGGGAUGAUCCCUGUGCCUGCGACUAUUCCCCACCUCCAGCACGUGCUCGGGCACGCAGUGUCUCCCGUGACUCCAGUGCCUCCCAUUGCCGGCGAGGACCAUCAGCCGGUGGAGGCGGCGGCGGCGGCGUAAGUUUUGGCAAUCUCGCCGAGCUGCGUGGCAUGCCCACAUCGCGGAUGUCCAAGCAGUAUCAAUCCUCGCCCAUGUUGGGCGACAAAGCAUAUCAGGCAUUGCGUGAGAAGUAUCUUGGACCCGAUAACUCUGAUGUCGGCGGCAGCGGCAUGGAUCUGAUGGGGCAUGGCUGUCGUCCGACUGGACCAUCUUGCAAGCGGGACACAUUGCUGCGGCGACCGGCACGACGUCUUUGCCACAAAGUGGCUCCGGCCCCAUCUCGCUGCUGUGGCCCCAGUUUUGGCCAUUGCCUCGGCAGCAAGGCAGCCUUUCGUGCUGGUGUGCCCAAGCAUAAUGCUUCCGGGGAUUUUGUUGGCAUUGAUGACAUGUCGCCUUCGUGUGGAGGCGGCGGCGGAGGACGUGUUUUGGUUGUGCCACGCCCACGACAGCCAUAUGCCAAAAAGAAUUAUGAUAUUGAUACAUUGGUCCCUCCAUUCCGUAGUCAAGGUGGUGGCUCUGGACAGGGUGGAUAUCCGGAACAUUGGCGAUUGGCCAGUGUCUAUCAGCAUGCCUAUAAGCCGAUCGAUCAACGUCGUCGUCCUCUAUUACAAACCGUUUACAAGUAGUGGUUUCGCCCCCCACACACACACACUUCACUCCCCCCCCAAGGACACACACACACACUUGCAUUAAAAAAUAUAGAUACAUUUAUAUAUAUUAAAAAAAAAUUACAUUUAUAAAGGAAAUAAACGUGCAAUUUAACAAACA